UCUAUAAAUAUCUCAUGACGGAAGAACUUCUGACGAUUGGUAAAUCAGACAAGAGCGUGUUUAUCAUCAACUGUUGUUACUGAGAGAACUUUAUCAACGACAUUCGGCAACAUGGCUGGUGGAUGUACUGUAACUUCCAAGAUCUGUUUAGUUGUGGUUGGAUUGAUAUUUUGGGGUGCUGCUGCAAGCCUCUGCUUCAUAGGAGCAUGGGUGUACUCCACAUACAGCCACUUUGACGAGGUGACGGAGGCAAGCCUCACCCUGGUGCCAGCCAGCAUCAUCAUCGGCGUGGGCAUCUUCAUGUUCAUCAUUGGCCUCCUUGGCUGCAUCGCUGCAUGUAAGGAGAACAAGUGCCUGUUAGCAGCGUUCUUCUCGCUGAUUCUCCUGGUGUUCUUGGCGGAGGUUGUCGCAGCUACAAUGGGCUAUGUGUUCAGGAAUGAUGUGAGAGAUGUACUUGACACUGGUCUGAAGGAUGCGAUCAAUAACUACAAUGAGACUGCUGAAAAAAAUCAAAUUGACUAUAUUCAGGAGGAGCUCAAGUGCUGCGGGAUUCACAAUGCCUCGGACUGGUCCACUUCUCCAGCCUGGGGGAAUACAACCAUGGUUCCCAUGAGCUGCUGUAAGAACACCACAAGCUGUUUUCCAUCACUUAAGGGAACAGACAUCUACCAAGAGGGCUGUCUGGAUCUGCUGAAGGAUAAAUUCCUGAUGAACCUUGUCUACAUUGCUGCAGUGACAGUGGCCUUUGCCAUUAUCCAGAUCCUCGGCCUCAUCAGCGCUUGCAUCCUGCUGUGUCGGUCACGGGACGUACGUUAUGAGACGCUGGAGAGUGCCCAACGGAACGGACUGCGUGUGUAGACAGCACACCUCAUCAUCAACUCUCCAUCCAUGGACCAGUCUAGCUGGCCUUGAUUCACAAUGCUCCAAUGUCUACUGGGUAUACCAAGCUUUAAUGAGACACUCAAAGCUUUCCUUUAGGGCAGUUUGUCACAAGUUGAUAGUUUUGAUGUGACUAGCAUUAUCUCCAACGAAAAUUAGUAACAGGGAUAGUAGAUGAUCUGCAAACAAAAUGUUAUUUUAGAACUGUAAUGAAUUAUUUUGUUGGAAAUGUGUAAAGAAGAAACUUUGCAGUGUUCGUCUAACAGCGUUGAUCUAAAGCAUUAUGGUUAAUGAGUACUAACAUAUUCCUGUUCAUGUGUCUCCUUAUUUAAUACGUGUGUACUUGCCGUUUUGGAAUAUCAUAAUAGAAAAAUUGAAAAUGACAGUAAUGGACAGGGGACAGUCUGUAAUUUAUUAAUGUAAAUAUGUGUACAUUUCAUAACUUUACAUGUCUAGAUCUGAUAUAGAUUUAUAGAUAGCAGUGUGCAUUGGUUGGAUGACCCUUUGAUAUGGGAUGGGCUUGUAAACAAAUGAGAUUACUUUGCUCUGAACCUCAGAGACUGUUAAAAUUGUUGGAAUGUUGUCAAAAUAGAACAAAAAGGUUGGGGCAAGAAAGGCCUCUGUGUUCACAUAAAAUGAAUGAUAUCCAUGAAACAGGUGAUGGAUUCAUAUUUGUUGAAUAUCUUGUCCGUGUCAUAUUCUAAUGUCUAGCACUGAAGAAAAUAUAGUAUGGUUUCUCCUAAUUUCAUGAUGCUAUAUGGAUGUUUAGAGUGUAACAAUGAAUCUAUCCUUUUGAUCUCAACACUCUCAAAUGAGCACUUUGACAGGUGUAAGGAAACCACAGAUUGACACUAUGUACUUAAAGAUGGUCCUGCAAGGCCAUGUUAAGUGGCCAAAGAGUUCAUCACAUGUACAGUUACAGUGACUUUAUUGCAGACAAAUGGCAGUUUCAUGAUAUAAUUAAACUUCGAUAGGACAUUGGUCAAUAACAUCACCAGAUUUGAAUAACAGUCAGUCUCCUAGAAAAUAAACUGUUUUGAAACCCUGAGUUUGUUUCUAGUUCAAGUGCAUUCUGACUUAAAAGGUUAAAAGGUGACUGCUUCAAGGUCUGGUGCCAAUUUCCAAUAUAUAAACAAAUAUUUAGGACCUUUUUAGCAAUGUUAUAUAUGGGCUGGAGCCAUUGUUUCUGUGUAAAUUAGUUUAAUUGUCAACUGUAAGAUUGAUAUUCAUGAUAAAACUUAAAAGUAGCAGACAGGCAAGGCAGUGUUAGAAUAACUGGCUGGGUAUCCCAGUUUACCUGAGCUGAGGCCACCUAUGGUACUGUGCCGCUUUUAGCAAUAUUUCGCAAUAUCACGGCGGAAAACACUCAAAAUAAAUUUCACACAUUGUGCCAAUGUGGAGAAUCGAACAUGCUUCUUCAUCUUAACCACCGAAUACACGAACCUCUAGCUGCUUGGCUGCCUCUCCCUUAAAUUAGCUGUUUCUAUGCAGCAAAACCGUUUGAGUUGUCAGUCUUCUGUUUGGGACAAUCUGAUUAGUGCAAGUUGCAACUCUUGUAUCUAUGACAACCCGUGUAUAUGCUGUAGAAAUGUUUCCUUUUCUAUUUUAUCUAGAUUUUGAUUAAGGGAAACUGAUUGAAGUCUUACAACUGGGAUUCUAAUGCUCUAUCAUUAUUUUUCCUUGUAAUUGGAUAUUGCUGUUGUUAUUUUCAUGACUGAGACUAAAGCAGUUCUCUGCAGACUGAUUAUCCUGGUGUUUAGUGCAGUUUUAAUGUUUGGCUGAAAGGUGAAACCUGGGCCUACCAUUAUGAUGUUUCCCAGUGGUUGAAACUAGUACAUAUAUGAUUUAUGCACCAACUGAGGCUAUGAAGAACUUAUCCCACCAUGUGAUGUCUGUGCCUUGUAGUUAAGAGAUGAUAGUUAUAUCAGGGUGGAGUUGAAGAACUCUCCUUUAUUAAGUUAGGUUAUGGAAGGAUUUAAUGAUUGUGCCAUGACCGAUGUUACAAGGAAAGUAAGGGACUUAGUGCUUGGUUAAGUGGUUGUGAGAAAUGACACUUGUACGUUUUACUUCAUUAUACUUCAUGAUCAUCACCGGCCUACAACUGCACCAGAACAAGUGAUAUCAGUUACCCUUGUAAUCUUCUUUGAUGUCCAUUAGUUUCUAAUUUGCACACGCAGGCUGAUGCUCAUGCUGUUGAUCACAGGAUUGUCUGGUCCAGACUCGAUUAUUUACAGACCGCCACCAUAUAGCUGGAAUAUUGCUGAUGCGGCGUAAAACUAAACUCACUCUCUCUAAUUUGCACAAGUAUUAUGUAUUGAAAGAUCUGUGCUGUGCAAGAGACAUUAUUUGAUAGCUUUGAUGCAAGUACUCAUCCGUUUUCAUUGUUUUUGAAUUGUGUUGUUCUUUAUGACUUUACCAGCAGUGUAGUGCUAGUGCAGUAGUUGGUGUUUGCAGUGACAUUACAGUGUUAAUACUCAUGUCAAGCUUCUCAAGUAUAUGCAUUUUCUUUACCUUUGGAAGAUCAAAACAUUUUUUAGGUCCAAAGAGAAGAAGGUUUGGAUAUCAGAACUUACAAGAAAGCAUGUAAAAUCUUUAAAGUUAAUAUGACAUGGACCGUCAUUUGUGCAAGUCCCUACAUUUGCUGUUUUAGAACCACUUUUUUUGGUGCUUUACACAUGUAGUUAACUAGAGGUAUAUUCCUCUUUUUGGUAUCAAAUUGCAUUUCAGCUUCACACAACACGUAAUUAGUUAGUCAUACGAUGACUUUUCACUUCUACAUCAACUGAUAUUGUCAGUGCUGAGACACACAAAAUAGAAAAAAAAUAUCCCAAUGAUUAACAAAGUUACAGCACUGCUUCUGUAAUCCCAAACCGUUGGCCCCCAUAGUGAGGCCUGGACUGUUGGCCCCCAGAGUGAGCCCUGGACUGUUGGCCCCCAGAGUGAGCCCUGGACUGUUGGCCCCAUGGAGGGUCCUGUGGUGGUUUCAGCUGAUAAGUAUAAGGAAUAGAUUGUCACCGUAUGUGUCCUGGCCUAGUGUACCAGAGUAUAUUAUUGAUCACGCAAUGAAUGAUUGUGUACAGUUCAUCAUGAACAUUGCUUACACCAUGGCAUUUAAGAAGGAGAGGCAUUAAAGUGAAAGAGACGCAAAGGUCAGAGACUAAUUUUAUAUUGAAAAGUGAAGUCUGACAAGUAAUGAUGUAAGAUGCUUAAUGACUGUCAGCUGAUGUGUCAGCUGAUGUAUAUUUUGCUGACUCAGCUGACAUGCCGACCUCAUGUGUCAUAAGUGUAAGGUGGCCAGCCAUCUCAGGCUACAUGAAACCUCAGGAUCCUCCACAGUGGGUCCAUGACCUCAGUAUAGCUGGCUGUAUAUGAAACUGAAAACAAGGAAAUGUGCGUGAUUCCUUUUUCAGAAUGUUGUUUCACAUUGGUUAUAUGAAUAGAUUUGGUUUUAAACAUCAUGAUGUAGGUCAAGUGGCCUGUUAUCCCUUUCCCGAGUGUGUAAUGUGCAGUGUAGUAUGGCUUUCAUCACUGUUCAUGCGUGUAGCUAUGUGUAGAAUAAACCAUGUACAUCAG
Messenger RNA from Haliotis rubra (blacklip abalone), 4452 nucleotides. Its product is annotated as tetraspanin-3-like. Gene Ontology annotation, biological process: protein localization to plasma membrane; protein maturation; regulation of vascular endothelial growth factor signaling pathway. The record is from RefSeq and is a predicted model, not a curated record. The transcript has 7 exons. Gene Ontology annotation, cellular component: membrane. Lineage: Eukaryota; Metazoa; Mollusca; Gastropoda; Lepetellida; Haliotidae. Bases 112 to 858 code for a protein of 248 amino acids.